Messenger RNA from Aspergillus vadensis CBS 113365, 1416 nucleotides. RefSeq names its product type 1 serine/threonine-protein phosphatase catalytic subunit GLC7 (gene glcA). The transcript is spliced from 4 exons. Gene Ontology annotation, molecular function: protein serine/threonine phosphatase activity. NCBI's taxonomy places the organism in Eukaryota, Fungi, Ascomycota, Eurotiomycetes, Eurotiales, Aspergillaceae. The record is from RefSeq and is a predicted model, not a curated record. Gene Ontology annotation, cellular component: nucleus; cytoplasm. Bases 1 to 975 code for a protein of 324 amino acids.
AUGGCCGAUCAAGACGUGGAUUUGGACUCGAUCAUUGAUAGAUUGUUGGAGGUGAGGGGCAGCCGGCCUGGCAAGCAGGUUCAGCUUCUGGAGUCAGAGAUCCGUUAUCUUUGCACCAAGGCUCGGGAAAUCUUCAUCUCCCAGCCCAUACUGCUGGAAUUGGAGGCACCCAUCAAGAUCUGCGGUGAUAUUCACGGCCAGUACUACGAUCUUCUGCGUCUUUUCGAAUACGGUGGCUUCCCGCCCGAGGCCAACUACCUGUUCCUGGGUGACUACGUCGACCGUGGCAAGCAGUCGCUUGAGACCAUCUGCCUCCUUUUGGCUUACAAGAUCAAAUACCCCGAGAACUUUUUCGUUCUCCGUGGUAACCACGAGUGUGCGUCCAUCAACCGUAUCUAUGGUUUCUACGAUGAGUGCAAGCGGCGGUACAACAUUAAGCUGUGGAAGACUUUCACGGAUUGCUUCAACUGCCUCCCCAUUGCGGCUAUCAUCGAUGAGAAGAUCUUCACCAUGCACGGAGGUCUGAGUCCCGACUUGAACUCGAUGGAACAGAUCCGUCGUGUUAUGCGCCCCACUGAUAUUCCCGACUGCGGUCUUCUUUGCGACUUGCUCUGGUCCGAUCCCGAUAAGGACAUCACUGGCUGGAGCGAGAACGAUCGGGGUGUAUCCUUCACAUUCGGUCCGGACGUCGUGUCACGGUUCCUUCAGAAGCAUGAUAUGGACCUGAUAUGUCGCGCACACCAGGUCGUCGAGGAUGGCUAUGAGUUCUUCUCCAAGAGACAGCUGGUUACGCUAUUCAGUGCUCCCAACUACUGUGGCGAGUUCGACAACGCUGGUGCGAUGAUGAGCGUCGACGAGAGCCUACUUUGUUCCUUCCAGAUCUUGAAGCCAGCAGAAAAGAAACAAAAGUACGUUUACGGGGGCAUGAGCUCAGGCAGGCCCAUCACUCCUCCGCGAAAGCAAAAGAAGAAGUAAGGAAUCAUACGAGCUUUUCCAUGUGCAGCAGGUUCGGGCGGAGAUAAGAACGUCAUAAGUCCCACACAAUGUCACACUACAACGAGAGACCCAAAUCCCCAACGACAUUCGAUGGCCACACAUUAGACGAUCGGCAGCAGCAGUACACCCCAGCCGCCCGAGAACCUCACGACACGCAGAACGUCUCAAUUUUCCCUCCGCGCAUACCAGACUCCAGCGACUCCCCCAGUCAUUGAUUUCCCGCUGAAUGUGUUUCAUUUUCUAUAUGGAAGGUAGUUUCUGCUCCAAGUAGGGGUUGGUGUUUUCUCAUUCUUGUUGAUCUUCAUUCUUCAACUUCCUUUUUCUCCUUUACCUUUUUUUCCUUCCCAUUGUCCAACUUGUGUUGUCCGAAUUCAUUUGACAGGAAGGGGAAGCGACGGGCUGCAUCUGGUGUUUUCCAAG